AGGGUACGAGGGCACGACCAGACGACGAAACGGGACGCAGACUGAGUAACGGGAGGACACAUAUGACUGAAGAGCGACGUGGCCUUUUUUUUCUAAACCACGAUGGAGCUUAAUUAUCAGUCGAUGAAAAUCGCCCAUCAAGCCCGGGAGGCAGAUGAGCUGAGAACUGAGAUGAGACGGAAGAGCCUUCUGGUCCUCAUUUACCAACAUCUUCUUGGACAAGGUUACACAGCUGCAGCGGUGGCCUUGGACCAGGAGACCAAUGGAGGUGUCAGGAAGUUCGAAGUAUGUGACAACAUUGAUCUGGAUAUGGUUCUGACGGAGUACGAAAACUAUCACUGUAUCAAAUUCCAGAAGUACCCCAAGCUCAUCAGAAGAAAAGCAGAUCCAGGUCAAGGUGAAAACAGAUGUGCCAAAAGUGGUGCAAAGAAAAGGAGUCCCUGUUCAUCUGUAAAGCCUCUACCCAAAAUCAGCCAGUCCCAGAGCAUGCAGUCUGAAAACAGCCUCAAGAGGACAGCAUCCAGUUCACAUACCAAUGAGAAUUGCUCCUCUUUUCCCAUAGAGCUGCCAGGGUGUGGUCUCAAUGUUUCCUCAGUUCGAAGUGAAAUAGAUGUGGAGACAGCCAUGUGCAAAAAGGAGAAGCUGCUGAAGCCUCUUAAUGGUCUUUCUGGGAUGACUGGAGAGAUGAAAGAACUGGCUGCAAUCAUCAGCAGAGACAUCUAUUUGCACAGCCCUGAUGUGCGUUGGGAGGACAUCAUUGGCCUAGAGGAUGCAAAGCGAUUAGUAAAGGAGGCUGUCGUAUAUCCAAUUAAGUACCCUCAGCUGUUUACAGGCAUCCUAUCUCCAUGGAAGGGUUUACUGCUGUAUGGCCCCCCAGGUACAGGUAAAACACUGUUGGCCAAGGCCGUGGCGACAGAAUGCAAGACAACCUUCUUUAACAUCUCUGCCUCAAGCAUUGUCAGCAAGUGGAGAGGAGACUCUGAAAAACUGGUCAGGGUUUUGUUUGAGCUGGCAAGAUAUCACGCGCCAUCCACCAUCUUUGUAGAUGAAUUGGAGUCAGUGAUGAGCCAAAGAGGAAUCACCAUAGGAGGAGAGCAUGAAGGGAGCCGCAGGAUGAAGACUGAGCUUCUGGUUCAAAUGGAUGGACUAGCAAAAUCUGAUGACCUAGUGUUUCUAUUGGCUGCCUCCAACUUACCUUGGGAACUGGACCAUGCCAUGCUGCGCAGGUUAGAAAAAAGGAUUCUUGUCAGUCUCCCUUCCUCAGCAGCUCGCCAAGCCAUGAUUUCUCAUUGGCUUCCUCCUCUUACCACCAUAGGAGGGGUGGAGUUACGAACUGAGCUGAACUAUGAAACUCUAGCAAAGGGGAUGGAUGGUUACUCUGGCUCUGAUAUAAGAUUGGUGUGCAAGGAGGCUGCAAUGAGACCAGUCCGCAAGAUUUUUGAUGCUCUUGAGUCACACAACAAUGGGGAUUCCAACAGGCCUGUCAUCGAGCUGGAAACAGUCACAACUGCUGGUUUUCAAGAAGUCAUCACUCACACCAAACCUUCAGCCCGAAACUUGAUGGACAGAUUCACAGCCUGGGAGAGAGAGUACAAGUCUGUCUAAAGCACAGGCUAAGUUUUACAUGGGAAAAUACUUUUGUACUGAAUAUUGGAAUAAGAUUCUCCUAGCUGUACAUGAUUUUCAAAGUAUUUAUGAAAUUGUGACCCUUAUUUGACUGACUUAAGUCGUGGAACAUCUGGGGGAAAUUUGCCAUCAAUUAACUUAGAUCCCUUGAAAAAGAAUUGGACAACCUUUGUACUCUGCUAAGUAGUAGUAAAGUAGUCUAUGUUUUUGGUUUAUUUGUGCUAGAAGCAGAAUCACAAGUAAACAAAGCAGCUGAACAUUUCUCCGCAUUAAAUGUUGUAAAAGUAGUUAUACAAGGUGCAAAAGGGUUGUUUCUUCCAAAUAGAUACUCUAUUUUAAGUUAUCUUUAUUAUAGAGACAAACCAAUAAACUGUUUGGUUAAAUUA
This is a messenger RNA of Cheilinus undulatus (humphead wrasse), 2012 nucleotides long. RefSeq names its product katanin p60 subunit A-like 2 (gene katnal2). The record is from RefSeq and is a predicted model, not a curated record. Bases 103 to 1605 code for a protein of 500 amino acids. Gene Ontology annotation, molecular function: ATP binding; ATP hydrolysis activity; protein binding. The transcript has 15 exons. NCBI's taxonomy places the organism in Eukaryota, Metazoa, Chordata, Actinopteri, Labriformes, Labridae.